Carassius carassius (crucian carp) is the source of this 2042-nucleotide messenger RNA. RefSeq names its product protein tyrosine phosphatase type IVA 3. NCBI's taxonomy places the organism in Eukaryota, Metazoa, Chordata, Actinopteri, Cypriniformes, Cyprinidae. The record is from RefSeq and is a predicted model, not a curated record. The coding region runs from base 782 to 1303 and encodes 173 amino acids. Gene Ontology annotation, cellular component: nucleus. Gene Ontology annotation, molecular function: protein tyrosine/serine/threonine phosphatase activity; protein tyrosine phosphatase activity. Gene Ontology annotation, biological process: protein dephosphorylation. The transcript is spliced from 6 exons.
GCAUUUGUUUGUGACAUUAGCAGAGUGUGCUGUCACUGUCAUAUGGCAAGCCAAGGCAGCCUUGACUGGUUUAGAGCAGAGACGGUUAUUCUGGAUCACAACUGUUCACCCUCCACUGUAUCCAGCAGAGCCCUGGGCUUAAUCCUGAGCAGAACGCAGCCUGUCACAGAGGUAAAGGGGGGACAACUCUCACGAGUCCUGGGGGAGAUCAGACACAGUCAUUCAGCAUGAUUUUCUCAUGCGUAUUAUUGGAAAAACGCUUCCUUCUCCAGCUUCUUGUUCGUUAAUGGAGUUCCGGCAGGGCAGCGGUGAUUACUGCCACGCCCAACAUCGCAACGCUUGAUCACGGGGGGAUAUGCCCGAAAUCUGCCACUGAAUGUUUGGAGAAACGCCUUCUCUGCUUUUCUCUUGCUGGUCUUUCUGACUGACCGCUUUGCUGUGCGCCAAAUGGGUUAAUUGGCAUCGUGGCACCUGGCAUUUAGCUACCGGACACUGUUCCACCCCUCUAGCUGCCCGGAGUAUCCCUAUCAAGAGGAAGAGGCAGAUUUGGUGGAAGAGGAAGACUUUUUGUGGCCUCUAUUUACCAAAAAAGGCAGCUUUCAAUUUUAUGUGCUGAUUAGUAGUGAUUUAUCACAGAGGAUCCUGCAAAUCCCUGACACCUUCACUGUGAUUGUGCAUCUGCUGUAUAACUGCUCUAGGUCAGAGUAGGGCCAUACUGUGAGUGGAGCUGUGUGGCCCGGAUUGGGUGCUCUUUUCUUCUGUAGAGUGGAGGGACACCAGCAUGGUCAGGAUGAACCGUCCUGCUCCUGUCGAGGUCUGCUACAAAAACAUGCGCUUCCUUAUCACGCACAACCCAACCAAUGCAUCACUGAGCAGCUUCAUUGAGGAUCUGAAGAAGUAUGGGGCAACAACAGUGGUGCGUGUGUGUGAAAUCACCUACGAUAAGACACCGCUGGAAAAGGAUGGGAUUACUGUUAUGGAUUGGCCUUUCGAUGACGGCGCACCUCCUCCUACCAAGAUUGUGGAUGACUGGUUUAGUCUGCUGAAGAAUAAAUUCUGUGAGGAUCCAGGCUGCUGUGUGGCUGUGCAUUGUGUGGCCGGACUGGGCCGGGCUCCAGUGCUGGUGGCUCUGGCACUUAUAGAGAGCGGAAUGAAAUAUGAGGACGCCAUUCAGUUGAUCAGACAGAAACGCCGGGGCGCCAUCAACAGCAAGCAGCUGACAUACCUGGAGAAGUACCGCCCCAAACAGAGACUGCGUUUCAAAGACCCACACAACCACAAAAGCAAGUGCUGCCUCAUGUGAUCUGGUCUUACCAGCCUGCCACUGAAGGAACCAAUCACUCAUGGACUAAACCGGAUUUAAAUUACCAAUCUAGUGCAUUUGAACUCUUGCUACAAUUCAGGAGGGGAAUUCAACCCCCUUUUGUGUAUAUGUCAGACCCCUGCACACAGGGUCUUCACCAGCUCAGGGCUGUGAAAGACAAGCCUCUUGAAUUUUGUCUUUACACACAAACCCCCAUCCUCACAGUGUUUACAAAUGAACACAAACAUACGCCCGAUGCACACACUCAUGCACACUUUACCAGCAGCACCCAGUCCAAAGAUGAUCAUGGCCACCAGCCACCUGCUCAUAGAACUCAAUCACUGUUGUUUUACUCAUGCUUUCGUAUGAAACUGCUUGACUACCCUGUUCUUUCUCUUUUGUAAUUUUGAAGUUUCAGAAUGCAUGUCGCUGUACUUUUCUGAAGAUGCAUGUGAGUGGUCUAACCUAGCGCUCUCUUUUUUUCUACAUGGUAUCAUGAAUCUACUCUAGGGAUUCAAGUUUUUUUGCACCACUGGCUGCUUAUUAAUAGAACUGUGGGCAUCUGGAUGGAUAACAUGGCACACUUUCACCUGACUUCCAGGUUUUUGGUUGUUUUAGCUGCUUCGAAAUCUUGUUGAAACUCAUAAAAAAGAAAUCCAGCUAAUCUGAUACACUUCUGUACCACUGAAUUGCAAUCGUAAACCGAGAGAAAUCCAUGAGUGAGCACAAUUGCAGAUCA